AUGUUAUUGAUGAUAGGGGCUUCAAAAGAUUUAAGAUGGCAAUCGGGUGGGAGGAGAACUCAAGAGGUCAACAACAUAGCAAUACAUGUCACUCCACCAGAUGGCGAAGAAGAUGACGAGAUUGUGCCGCCGCUGCGAGCGCGCAGGAAGCUGAGCAGCCCGCUCAGCGGCUUGCCCAACGCUGAGAGCCUUGUCGGACCCGCACCCCGCUCGCUAUCACCUCUGGAUCGUACAAGAAGACGCUUCAGCACGAUGGUUUCGAGCGCAGCGGCGGCCGCCGUGUCCCGCCGGCUGUCCGCCACCAUAGGCUGGUGCCUCGCCUCGCCAACACAAGUCAAACCACAAAUAGUCCGACAAGGACGUGCCUUGGGCUUGCAGUACAUAAAAACACAAAUUCGCAGAUCAUCUAUAUGCCCAAAUAAGCAAAUAGUAAUGAAACGUUUGCAACAAAUGCUGGAGACGGAGUGCGGGGAGGAGGCUGCGGUUAACCUGGAGAGCGGUGUGCUGGCGGCGCUGCGGGCGCUGUGUGCGGCGCUCGAACGCAAGCAACCUGACGCUUUCCGCCACAUCGCGCGCCAGGCUACGCGCGCCCCCGCCACCAUGCUGCGCUCGGACGUUGCGCUCGCCGAACUGGCGCUAGCUCUCGCCAGGAGGGUCACUAGAGAAAACAUCACCUGGUCUAAGAUAGCAGCUGUGUACUGUAUAUGCGGCGCCUUGGCGCGUGAGGCCGCUGAAGCCUCGGAAGGUGAGCCUCCGAUUGAGCUGGUGGCAGCACCGGCCGCCGCUAUCGCCGAUGUUUUACACGAAGAGACAGGCUCUUGGAUUGCUGCUCAUGGGGGAUGGAAUGGUCUAAUAGAACGAUUACGUGUUAGCGACCGUGACCAAAGAUCCGAGAAGACUCUGCGUGUUAUGGUGUCGUUCUUCAUAACGGCAUGUCUGUUGUUACUCCUUCUCAGAUGGGCCAACAUCCUACUGACCUCGCCUAGAGACUACAUCGUAGAAGACAUUUGAUUAUUCUAAAUCGAGAUUGUGAUAAGUGUAAUAGUGUUACAAAAAUUAAAAAUAUAUUUUUAUAAAUGUAUACAUACAGAUAAUAUAACAACUA
Molecule: messenger RNA, 1105 nt
Organism: Papilio machaon (common yellow swallowtail)
Lineage: Eukaryota; Metazoa; Arthropoda; Insecta; Lepidoptera; Papilionidae
Exons: 6
Coding region: 1-1011 (336 amino acids)
Biological process (GO): regulation of apoptotic process; intrinsic apoptotic signaling pathway in response to DNA damage; extrinsic apoptotic signaling pathway in absence of ligand
Cellular component (GO): mitochondrial outer membrane
Molecular function (GO): protein heterodimerization activity; protein homodimerization activity
Source: RefSeq, a predicted model, not a curated record